AUGGCGGGCUGGUUCGGGUCCUCGACCAACAGCGCGCUCGAUGAGCAGAUCGAGCGCGCCACCACCUCGAGCUUAGAGGACAUGCCCCUCAACCUCGAGAUCUCCGACGUGAUUCGAUCCAAGACAGUGCAGCCUAAAGACGCCAUGCGCUCGCUGAAGAAGCGCAUAGGGAACAAGAACCCCAACGUCCAGCUGGCCACUCUGAACCUCACGGACACGUGCGUCAAGAACGGCGGCGCCCACUUCAUACAGGAGAUAGCUUCGCGCGAGUUCCUCGACAACAUGACGUCCCUCAUCAAGGCGCCAGCCGGCGUUGCCGCGAACCACGAGGUAAGGAGCAAGAUGCUGGAGCUCAUCCAGUCGUGGGCGACGGCAGCGGAGGGGCGGAGCAAUCUAGGCUACAUCAACGACGUCUACCGGACCUUGCAACGAGAGGGCUACCACUUCCCACCCAAGGAGAACAUCUCGAGCAGCAUGCUUGACAGCAGUGCACCCCCAGAGUGGAUAGACUCGGACGUAUGCAUGCGCUGCCGUACCCCCUUCACCUUCACGAACCGCAAGCACCACUGCAGGAACUGCGGUAACGUCUUCUGCGGCGCGUGCUCGAGCAACAACAUCCCCCUGCCACACCUUGGCAUCAUGGACCCGGUACGAGUCGACGAUGGCUGCCAUGCGAAGCUCACCGAUCGAUCGCGAGGAACGCCAGCACCGCCGAGAUUCGACGCGCCAAAGCCGAACAAGACACUGUACCAAGGCGCGAUGGAGCCGCGCAAUCCGCGCGUCGAGGACAGCUUCGACGCAGACCUGAAGCGAGCCUUGGAGAUGAGCCUGGAAGACGCAAGGGGCAACAGCUCCUCCGGCUUCGUGUCACAGGCGCAGCUGCACUCAACCCCCAAGCCCAACGGCACAGCGAAGAAGCCUGAACCGGAAGAGGACGAGGACGCCGAUUUGAAAGCUGCUAUUGCAGCCUCGCUGGCCGACAUGGAAGAGCAGAAGAACAAGUACGCCACAAACUUCCGCCAACAGGCGGCCAGCGACUCAAAUGGGACACCCUUUGUCGCGCCCAAGAACGACUACGAGCUCACCCCUGUGGAGGCGGAGAACAUCAACCUCUUCUCGACACUAGUAGACCGACUGCAACACCAGACUCCCGGCGCUAUCCUGCGCGAGCCUCAAAUUCAAGAGCUGUACGAGAGCAUAGGCAAGCUGCGGCCGAAGCUCGCUCGCACGUACGGCGAGACGAUGAGCAAGCAUGAAACACUUCUCGAUCUUCAUGCCAAGCUUUCCACCGUCGUCCGCUACUACGACCGCAUGCUCGAGGAGCGUCUGUCCAGCACAUAUACCCAGGCCGGUGCUAUGUACGGAAUGCCUCGUCCUGCGCCCCACGUUUACCCUCAAAUCUCCUCCGGCGCACCCGCAUACCAGGGCAGCGAAAAAUACUACUCGAGCAGCGCAGCCCCUUCAGACCCAUACGGACGACCGCAGCCCAGCUAUCAGUCGCAACCGCAGCAGCCGUACCCUCCGUUCGACCAGCGCGCGUCUGCACUGCCGCAGUCGUACGCGCCACCUCACGACCAAUACCAGCAAGCCCAGCAACCCUCGCAGCCCUACCCGAAUCUGGCCUCGUAUAGUGCAGGAGCAGCAACCCAACAACCACCCAGUGCGUCUUACCAGCCGCCAUCGCCACAACUCCAACGCCAAGCCUCGACCCAAUAUCCGCCCGCCUACCCACCGCAAGCGCCCUCCAACGUCUCCGAUACCGAAAGCGCGAACUACUACUAUGGUGACAACAGCGCACCUACACCGAUUCAGCGCACGCAAAGCUAUACCUCGCAGCCAGCGCAAUCCUCGUCACCACAAAUGUACAACCGCGCACCACCCCAGCAACAAACGCCGAUCUCACCUCCAGAGCAACCAGCAACAGCAUGGCAGAAUCCUCCCUACCCACGGGACAAUGCGCCACAGCAACAGCAGGCUCCUCAGCAGCAGCAAUGGCAGCAGCCGCAGCAUCAACCACCUUCACAGCAACCCCCACAGCAUCAGCAGCCGCAACAACAACCGCAGCCGCAACAACAACCGCAGCCGCAACAACAACCGCAGCCGCAACAACAUCCACAGCCGCAACAACAUCCGCAGCCGCAACAACAUCCGCAGCCCCAACAACAUCCGCAGCCCCAACAACAUCCACAGCCCCAACAACAACCGCAGCAGAGUCACUGGAACCCGGCAACCCCCUACGCGAUGGGCGGCUACGGACCGGAGAGUUUCCCUGCCGCGCCACAAGCAGCGCCCGUGCAGCAGAAGGUCGACGAGCCGCUGAUUGAUCUGUAG
Molecule: messenger RNA, 2331 nt
Organism: Ascochyta rabiei
Lineage: Eukaryota; Fungi; Ascomycota; Dothideomycetes; Pleosporales; Didymellaceae
Product: Vacuolar protein-sorting-associated protein 27
Exons: 5
Coding region: 1-2331 (776 amino acids)
Biological process (GO): protein transport to vacuole involved in ubiquitin-dependent protein catabolic process via the multivesicular body sorting pathway; protein targeting to vacuole
Cellular component (GO): ESCRT-0 complex
Molecular function (GO): metal ion binding; ubiquitin binding; phosphatidylinositol-3-phosphate binding
Source: RefSeq, a predicted model, not a curated record